AUGCCGCCUCGAGUAACCUCAUCCGCUGGAAGAGGCCGCGGCGCACCUCACAGGGGAGGACCACCCGGUGGUGCUACUUCGAUACGAGGAGGCGCAGGCGUGUCUGGUGCUUCAGGCCUCCAAGGCAACCAUGUUGUCACUGUUGGUGUCAAGCGACCUAGUUUUGGCACAAGUGGUCAGCCCAUCGCCGUGGCGGCCAACUUCUUCGAAGUUAGCCUGCCCCAGGGUAAUAUCCAUCAUUAUGACGUCAUUACACCAUCUGAGAAAACACUCCCCGCUCGUCUCAACAUGGACCUCGUUGAACAUCUGCAGACCGUUCACGCGCCUGAGGUAUUCACACCGAGGGCAGUUUAUGACGGUCGCAAGAAUAUGUUUGCACCUCGGGAGCUACCUCUUGGUCAGGAAGGUAGUCGGGAAUUUAGUGUGAGUUUGACGGGUGGCACGACACACGGCAGCUCCAGCGAAGCCCCUACUGGUCGCGGUCCGAAGGUCUACAAGAUUCGCCUGACGAAAGUCAACACCAUCAACCCUGAGGUCCUGGAGAGAUUUAUUGCCGGGCAACAAAGCCACGACAAUACUGUUCUCACUGCGUUGACGGCUUUAAACGUGGUGAUUCGUAUGGAACCCGUCAUGAAAUAUCCGUUCAAUGUGAGGUCCUUCUUCACUGACAGGGAGACCAAAGAUAUAGGCGCCGGUCUCGUCCUUUGGAGAGGUUACUUUCAGUCUAUCCGGCCGGCGAUAAGCAAGUUGCUUGUGAAUGUUGACAUAUCCACUGGGACGAUGUACAAGCCUGGGGCUCUUCUUAAUCUAUGUCUGGAAUACCUCAACCAUGGGAAGCAUCCUUCCCAGAUGAUUCAGCCACAGCACAUCAACAUGAGAGAAGGUCUGGGAGAGCGCGACCGCAUAAAGCUUCAGCGAUUCAUCUCAGGCAUCCGUAUUCAGACCACUUAUGCUGGCGAGCAUGGACGCAAAACACCUCGCGUUCUCAAGAAGCUUAGCUCAGCGGGCGCAUCAGACCUUACUUUUGCUCUCAGAGAUGGCAACCAGCUAACCGUCGCCAACUAUUUCAGACAGUUAUUGAAUCGUCCUCUGAAGUUCCCUGGAGGCCUCUGCGCGGAGGUUGGGCAAGGUGCCCUUAUUCCCCUGGAACUUUGCACGGUACCCCCGGGGCAAAUUAUGCGAAAGCAGGUCCCUCCAGAGAAGACCAAAGACGUACUAGAGUUCGCGACUAAGAGGCCUGCCGAUCGUCUGGCCAGCAUAUCGAACGGGCUUUCUGUUUUGUCCUAUGGGCAGUCUGAUUAUGUUCGGCAAUUUGGAAUGGUCGUAGAAGACACAGCUGGUCCUAUCAAGCUCAAUGCGCGAGUGCUACGCCCACCGAACUUGAAGUACGGCACAAAUAGCAGACAGCCAACGAUUACGCCGCGGGAAGGUGCAUGGAACAUGGUGGACAAACGCUUUCAUCGUCCCAGCGUCAUUGAUAAAUGGGCUGUCGUUAUUUAUGAGCGUCAAACCCGCUUUAAUGAACAGGCCGCGCGAGACAUGGUCAGGGACUUAGUGAAGAGCUGUCAAGACGUCGGUAUCCAAGUGCACGACCAAAACCCUAUUAUCCAGUGGCAAAACGCCCAAGGCCACGUAGCCGAUCAACUGCGGAGAGUUGGACAGUUAUGUCGGCAGCAGAAGGGAAAGCCACCGCAACUCAUCGUUGUUAUUCUACCGGAUGGAGGAAAUGACAUUUACACGGCUGUAAAACACUUCGGUGAUAUCACGGUGGGAGUGGCUACUCAAUGCAUGAAGAGUUCUAGAUGCUAUAGAGCUAAGCCUCAGUACUUUGCAAACAUUUGCCUGAAGAUGAAUGUUAAGCUGGGUGGAAUAAACACCAUUUCAGACCCUCAGUCGGGGAUCACGACCUUAUCAGAUCCUCGCAGCCCAACAAUUGUGAUGGGGGCAGACGUCAUCCAUCCUCCGCCGGGGUCUGAUGGGCGACCGUCGUUUACAGCUCUUGUGGGCAGCGUUGACUCAGACUCGGCGAAAUACGUUGCCACCAGUCGCGUUCAGGCUUCUCGUGUGGAACUCAUUGAAGAUUUGCAGGACAUGGCUAAGCAUAUAUUGGUCAAGUAUAUGCAAUAUAGACAGGUUGUUGAGAAGAAGACCACGGGAAUAGCACCCACUCGCUUAUAUUUCUAUCGAGACGGAGUUUCGGAAGGACAGUUUCAGCAGGUGCUGGACUCAGAGUUGAAGGCGCUCAAAGAGGCGUGCAGAGAGCUCAAGAUUCAGCCCAAGAUCACCAUCAUAAUCGUUGCAAAGCGUCACCACACGCGUUUUUUCCCAACAAACCCUAAGGACGCGGAUAGAAGCGGCAAUUGUCCCGCUGGAACUGUGGUUGACCAAGACAUAGUUCACCCGGCUGAAUGGGACUGGUACCUUCUAAGCCAUGGGGGUCUACUAGGAACAAGCAGACCUGCUCACUACAAUGUGCUUUACGAUGAAAACAAUUCCACUCCGGACGGUCUACAGACGCUUUCCUUCGCACUUUGCCAUCUAUAUGCGCGCUCCACGAGAUCCGUGUCAAUUCCUGCACCUGUCUAUUAUGCCGACAUUGUUUGUAGUCGCGCAAAGAAUCACUAUGACCCCCAGGGAAGUUUGGAUUUCUCUGACACGGUCACCCAGACAGAUUCAAACCAAGCGCAAGGGAUGCUGGAAACUUACAAGCAAAAUUUCCGACCACUUCACCCCAAUAUGGAACGUCUCAUGUAUUUUUCUUGA
Molecule: messenger RNA, 2763 nt
Organism: Coniophora puteana RWD-64-598 SS2
Lineage: Eukaryota; Fungi; Basidiomycota; Agaricomycetes; Boletales; Coniophoraceae
Product: argonaute-like protein
Exons: 21
Coding region: 1-2763 (920 amino acids)
Molecular function (GO): RNA binding; protein binding
Source: RefSeq, a predicted model, not a curated record